This is a messenger RNA of Fusarium coffeatum, 2016 nucleotides long. RefSeq lists its product as uncharacterized. Gene Ontology annotation, molecular function: mRNA binding; translation initiation factor activity; tRNA binding. Gene Ontology annotation, cellular component: cytosolic small ribosomal subunit. The record is from RefSeq and is a predicted model, not a curated record. Gene Ontology annotation, biological process: translational initiation. The transcript is spliced from 2 exons. Bases 1 to 2016 code for a protein of 671 amino acids. Lineage: Eukaryota; Fungi; Ascomycota; Sordariomycetes; Hypocreales; Nectriaceae.
AUGGCGUCUCCGCUGCAGUUUGCCUACCGAACCCAGAAGACCAUCGGCGUCUUUGACGCUGCGCCUGUCUACGAGUCUCUCGCUGGGUUCAACAAGCCUGAGGGUAACCUCCGGUACUGUACCUACUCGCCCUGUGGCCGAUACUUCGGCUGGGCCUCUCCCGAGGUUGUCGUCGUUGUUGACGCCUCGACUGGUCAACAGGUCCUCUCCCUGCCCAUCCUCAACGUCUACGAACUAGGUUUCUCUCCCCGUGGCACCUUCGUCAUCACCUGGGAACGCCCCGGUAAGGAUGAGAACGGCGAUGCUACCAAGAACCUCAAAGUCUGGCGAGUUGUAGAGGAGGGCGUUGCUGGCCAGGACAAGCAGCCCCUUGGUCGCUUUGUUCAAAAGCAGCAGCAAGGCUGGAACCUUCAAUACACAGCCGAUGAGAAGUACUGUGCUCGUCUUGUCACCAACGAGGUCCAGUUCUACGAGAGCCACGACCUCGUCAAGGUCUGGAACAAGCUUCGAGUCGAAGGCGCUACUAACUUCGCCCUGGCUCCUGGUAGCCAGAACCAUGCUGUCGCCGUUUUCGUUCCUGAACGCAAGGGCCAACCCGCUGCCGUCAAGGUUUUCAAUGUUCCUCUCUUCACUAACCCUAUCUCUCAAAAGACUUUCUUCAAGGGAGACAAGGUCCAACUGAAGUGGAACAAGCUCGGCUCCAGCAUUCUGGUUUUGGCGCAAACUGACGUUGAUCGCUCAGGCAAGAGUUACUACGGCGAGACCACGCUGUAUCUGCUUAGCACCACUGGUGCUUUUGAUGCUCGCGUUGCCCUGGAUAAGGAGGGUCCCAUCCACGAUGUUUCUUGGUCGCCCAACUCGAGAGAGUUCGGUGUUGUUUACGGAUACAUGCCUGCCAAGGCUACCAUCUUCAACCACCGCGCCGUUGCGACUCACUCGUUCCCGAUCGCUCCUCGAAACACCAUCACUUUCUCGCCAACCGGACGUUUUGUCCUUGUUGCAGGAUUCGGUAACCUUGCUGGUCAGAUCGAUAUCUACGACCUCGAGAAGGAUUUCCGAAGGGUUACCACCAUCGAGAGUGGAAACCCCAGUGUUUGCGAGUGGAGUCCCGACAGCCGCUACAUCAUGACUGCUACUACCUCUCCUCGACUCCGUGUGGACAACGGCGUCAAGCUGUGGCACGUUAGCGGCAGCAUCAUGUACAAUGAAGAUAUGGUCGAGUUGUACAAUGUUAUUUGGCGACCUCAGGGUCCCGAGAGCAUCGCUCCCGGUGACCCCUUGAGCCCCAUUCCUACACCACACGCCUCCGCUGCGGCGUUCCUGGCUACGGCGAAGACCCCCAGUAAGCCUGCAGGUGCUUAUCGCCCUCCCGGUGCCCGUGGUCUGGCCACACCCCUUCACUUCAAGCGUGAGGACGAGGGCGGCGCUGCCCAUGUUGUGAGCAACGGUCUGCCCAACGUUGGUCCCAAUGGCUUCGGCCGCCCACGCCGGGGUGUACCAGGCGCGGAAUUUGCUGAGCAAACUCCUGCCGUUAGAACUGUUCCUGGUGCUGAGCCGCUGGGCGACGAAAACUCGGCCAAGUCCAAGAACAAGAAGAAGAGAAACAAGAAGAAUGCCCAGGGUGAGGGUGGUCGACCCCAGGGCGAGCCCAACGGUGGAGCUAGCCUGGCUCCUCCCUCUCACGACCGAGGCCACGAGGGUCGCAGCCCCGAGCGACGCAACCACCGCAACCGAAGCCAGUCUCGCAACAACCAGGCACGUAGCCGCAGCAACACGCACCGCAACGGCCACGGAAACCAGCAGCAGGCUCAAGGCACUGCUGCCGCCGCCGCCGCUGAUGCUUCUCAGAACCCCAACGCGAAGAAAAUCCGCAGUCUCCAAAAGAAGGUCCGCGCUAUUGAGGAUCUUGAAAUGCGCUUGGCUGGUGGAGAGAAGUUGGAGGAUACCCAGCUCAAGAAGAUUAACACUAAGUCGUCCGUGCUGAAGGAGCUUGAGGGCCUGGAGAAGGAGAACUAA